Molecule: messenger RNA, 1626 nt
Organism: Ceraceosorus bombacis
Lineage: Eukaryota; Fungi; Basidiomycota; Exobasidiomycetes; Ceraceosorales; Ceraceosoraceae
Source: the annotation of a GenBank genome assembly
AUGCGACAUUGUCAAAUGGCAGCCAUACUUCUUGGCGUAGCAUUUGGUGCGCUACCGUCUGCCUCGGCAUCAGUGCAGCUGUUCAUGACCCGAGGCGGACAGAGUAGUACGAGAUACGCUAGGUCCCCUGGACAAAAUAGUCUGCCAUCCGUGAACGGGCGAAGAGCGUCGCUUUUCGGAGAGAUGCAUGUGUUGCAGAAGCGCAUCAAUAUAAGUCUCAAUGGCUUGGAGUCGCCCAACAGUCAACACGCUGCGAUCAGGAGCGUGCUUGAGCAUUUCGCAGGCAAAGAGAAGCCUGAUUAUUUUCGCGUAAGUUGAGGCGAUUCUGCCUUUUGAACCGGGAGACACGCUGACUCACCUUGUAACAUGGCUGGUCCAUCGGCAUAGGUCACGCGCCGCUUCCGGAACACAGAGGAGACACCGGAGACUCACUUGCAGGGCGAGGCUUGGAAACGAGUUCCAUUCGACAAGCCCAUCCCGGGCACCAGGGGCUUUCACUACGUGCCUUUUCUUGAUGAGAAUGGCAGUGCGACGCAUACCGUCAAGCUAAACCAUGCUUUCACACAUAGGACUGGCCUGUAUUUCGAUGAGCAGGAAGCGGCCAUUAGGAAGUUGAGGGUGGCCGAACCUCAAAAAAAGCAGCUCGCCCUUGCUGCCUGGCUGAACCUUGAUCGGCCGGACGGGCAAGGCGGAUGGCACAAGGCGCCGAAUCCCAGACUUCCGGGCGGCCGUCAAAGAAAAGUCAAGGCUGUGCCAUUGUGUGGGAGCUAUGUGCAUGCACUGGGUAGAUGUAGAGACAAGACUGAGGCCCUACAGGAUCAGCAGACAGAAAUCCGCCAAUUGGUGCAUCCACGACCAAUAGAAGAGGUGGAGAGGGCUUUUUGGGAAAAGAAAGCUAGCGAAGGCAUCGUGAAGCCAGAGCGACAAAAAAAGAGGAGGGGCACCAAGCGUGAGCCUGACACUCUAAACAGAGUUUACAGGUUCACAGGGCAACACUCUCCAACCGGCAGUGCCGCGACGGUGCAGCACUUUGAGGACCAGCCUCAGCACGCACUGCAUCAGGUGCCGGAGCACGUGGAUGCCGUAGACGACGACCCAUUCAUCCGCGAGUUGAAGAGGAAAAAGACGCCGUCACCUCGCCCGAAGGCUAGUGUCAGGCCCACGAAAGAAGUCACGCCUCCUGACAUCCUCGCUGCCAAACCAUCGCACUCUGCGAAUGCCCAAGCUUGGCCGACACGUUUGCAACACCUCCCAGCGGGCCUCUGGAUGCAUCGCACACCUGCCACUUCCGCAUCGCCUCAGCACAGCAUUGGCUCGAUCGACCAACACGUUGCCUCUUCCUCAAGGCAUCCACAGGAGAGUGUCGCUUUUCCUCCUGGUUUUCAUCCAGCGUCGAAUGCGGCCCCACUUUCACACGACGUGGACCAUGGUGGCGUGCAUUUGCACCCGUCGCUGCACGACUCGAGAGGAGCGCGAAAUCACGACGUUCCUCCUGGAUUUGAACAACCACGACGCUCGCACGACUUUUCAAAUCCCCAUUCGAGUAUCGAGUCUCCGGAGUACGCACCACCAAGCCCGAGCUUCUUUUCGGGUUUGGAAAAGUACCUUGAUCCGCACAGGAGCUAG